Molecule: messenger RNA, 2075 nt
Organism: Ostrea edulis (European flat oyster)
Lineage: Eukaryota; Metazoa; Mollusca; Bivalvia; Ostreida; Ostreidae
Product: X-ray repair cross-complementing protein 5-like
Exons: 20
Coding region: 95-1921 (608 amino acids)
Biological process (GO): cellular response to X-ray; double-strand break repair via nonhomologous end joining; cellular response to gamma radiation
Cellular component (GO): nucleus; Ku70:Ku80 complex
Molecular function (GO): DNA helicase activity; damaged DNA binding; double-stranded DNA binding
Source: RefSeq, a predicted model, not a curated record
GUAUUUUUAACUCGAAUUUGUUUUGUGUGCGGUGUUUGUGCAGUUGCAGCAACUUGAGAACAAUAGAUAUCAUAUUUAUUGCAUUUCACGAAGAAUGGCUAAUUUUGGAUUUGCAAACUUUGGGGAUGAUGAUGAAAAUGAAGAAGAAGCAGAGUUCAGUUUUCAGGCUCGAGCACAAAGAGAUGGUCUGAUCUUUCUGAUUGACUGCUCGAAGUCCAUGUUUGACAAAGAAGAUGUUGACAACGAAGAGGAGGAGUCCCAUUUUGAACUCUGUCUAAGGUGUGCCAAGACAACUUUACAAAACAAGAUCAUCAGCAGUGACAAAGACCUUGUUGGGAUCAUCUUCUUUGGAACUGGAAAGUCUCAGAAUCCUAGUGAUUUUAAACACAUUUAUGUGUACCAGGGAUUGGAACAGCCUGGAGCAGACCGCAUUUUAGAGCUGGAGAACAUGCUGGAAGAUGGAAUGAAAACCUUUGACAAAGACUUUGGACACAGCACAGCAUAUUCUCUAAAUGAUGCAUUAUGGACAUGCCAAAAUAUGUUUGCAAACAGCCCUCAGAAGGUGUCCUACAAACGCAUCAUGCUGUUUACCAAUAAUGACAAUCCCCAUGCUGGUUCCCCUCAGCUGCAGCGACAAGCGAAGACAAAGGCGAGUGAUUUGAAUGAGACGGGAAUAGACCUGGAAUUGAUGCAUCUGCAGAAACCAAAUGAAAGCUUUGAUGUCAACAAAUUUUACAAGGAUUUACUGUACACUGCUGAUGAUGAUGUCACAGAAAUGGCAGAUCCAGCAGAAAGACUAGAAGAACUGUUAACCAGAGUGCGCUCAAAAGACCACAAAAAGAGAGCUCUGAGGAGAAUCCCGCUAUCUCUUGGACCGGGACUGGAGUUAGGGGUAGGCGUCUACACUCUAGUUCGUCCUUGUUACAAACCAUCAGCUGUAAAGUUAUCCAGGAAUACCAAUGAGGAACUCAAAACUCACUCAAAGACAUACUUAAGGGAAACCGGUGAAGUAUUGAUGCCGCAGGACCUUAAAAAAGCACAAACUUAUGGCGGAAAGAGGAUUAGUUUUGAAAGCGAUGAAAUUAAUCAGAUCAAGAACUUUGGAGAAACAGGUUUUCAGCUGAUGGGUUUCAAAUCCUCCAGUCUUCUGAAGAAAUAUUACCAUGUGAAACCAGCACAGUUUAUAUACCCUGAUGAAACUAACAUCACUGGCAGCACCACACUGUUCACAGCUCUGCUUAAAAAGUCAAUAGAAAGGGAUGUAACUCCCAUCUGCAAAUACAUCAGUGGCAAGAAUUUUCCUCCACGCUUUGUAGCCUUAUUGCCACAGGAAGAAGAAUUUGAUGAACACAAUGUCCAGAUUUCACCACCAGGUUUUCAUGUGAUUUACCUCCCUUAUGCUGAUGACUUUAGGAAAGUCAAGUUUGAGGAACAGCCAAAAGCCAGUGCUGAACAGAUAGAGAAGGCCAAGGAAGUGAUAAAGAAGAUGAAGUUUACAUUUAACAGUGAGAGCUUUGAAAAUCCGUCACUGCAGAAAUACUGGAGGAACAUUGAGGCCCUGGCCCUCGAUAGAGAUGCCCCUGAGGAAGUGGAGGAUUUCACUUUGCCUAAUGAAAAAAGAAUGACAAAGAAGGCUGGAGAAGCAAUUCAAAACUUUAAAGAUAUUGUAUUUCCAAGUGGAUAUGAACCAGGGGCCAAAAAGAGGAAGGCAGGGGGAGCUGCAGGGAAUGCUGCAGCUAAAAAAGCCAAAGCAGCAGAAUCUUCUGGGUCCAUUGAUGUCAAGAAAGAAGCUGAGGCAGGAAGGCUUGGGAAGUUGACAGUGGCUAUUUUGAAAGAGAUUGUGAAAAAGGAGGGAAUCUCAACUUCUGGCACCAGGAAAGCAGAUCUUAUAGAUGCCAUCAAUGACCACUUUGGAUUAUAACAGCAUCAUCAUUUUGGAUGUAUUUUAUGUUAGAGACAUCAGUGUGUAUGGAAACUUUCUUCUUGUAUUUAUCAUUGUUGACAUGUCAGUUUGUAAAGAAAUUAGAAAUGAAUCCGAUGUAUGAGAGUUUAAUAAAAUGUAGCGAUAACCACUA